Molecule: messenger RNA, 276 nt
Organism: Prunus armeniaca (apricot)
Lineage: Eukaryota; Viridiplantae; Streptophyta; Magnoliopsida; Rosales; Rosaceae
Source: the annotation of a GenBank genome assembly
AUGGACAUGUGGCUGUGCGUAAAGCGAGCCAUCAAUGCCGCCGAAAAGGCGAAGAAGGCUUAUGAAGACGGCAGGGCUAGGGUUGCCGAGGCUGGCAAGGCUAUCCAACCUCAUGCGAACUUGGCGAAGGACAUGCAGGUUGCCGAACGGCAAGUCAAGGUUUAUGAAGCCAAGUUUGGUGAGAUGUCGGCAACCCUAGAGUCGGCGCAGCUAACCACAAGGGAGGCUCUGGAGAUCGAGGCUGCAGUCCAGGAGGCAAUCCGGGGGUACCUUUAG